AGUACCGAUUGCGUACUCAUCGUGUUGAUACAAAAAAAGUAAAUUAAACAAACUAUAUUAUCAGAAAAAUUAGCGAUGUGAUGACAUUUUUCUAAUCAGUUGGUAAAAAACAUUCAACAUCGUGGUUCAAGGAUUUCUUAAAAUAAAUGGUACUAGUGUGAGUUAAACACACAUUAAGCUAGCUAAAUUUGUGCUAUAACAUGAUAUAACACAUACAUAAUAUAUUAUUGUGAUUUGUGAAAAAACAUUUGAAAUUUCAAAGUGAUUGUACCAAUAGAUGACUACAAAGGUGCCGAAAUACAAGUACCUCUAGGUAUGUCGUUUAGUUGAGUCGUAUAUUUUUUAUAGAACAUAAUAUAUUUUUAUAACCGGCAAAAUACAUGAUGUCUUAAAGGCAUAAUUAAGUUGUAUAGUCAAGAACAUUACCUCCAAGAUUAAGAUAAUAAAAGUGUCUGACGUUGUUUAUGUAAAAAGUGCUUCAUAUUGCGUAUAUUAUCAAUAAAAAAGUACACUUGAAGUAAAAUACAAUGCUAGUAAACAUUUUAUUGUUCUGGCAAUGUUGGAGCAAUGAAUUAGCGAGUACCGAAAAAUAAGAGUACCAAACGCUAGUGUUUUGGUGGUGUUUAAUAUGGGAGUAAGCUACAUUGUAACGUGCUGUUUUUACCUGAUAUUACAAUUCGUCACAAUAAACACACGACCUGGGGACCACGACCGCAACCCUUUACGACCCUGUAAAUACUUAAAUGAUUCUCUCACAUGCUAUGGAAAUCUCCACGAUGACAUCAGUUAUCCAUCGACUAUCUCAGAACUUAAAUUAUCCAACUUAACGAUAAGAACGUUAGAUCUGAAUAUUAUAGUACAGAGAUUUCCUAAUCUAAAAUUAUUAGUGGUGGAGAAUGGUGAGGUGUCGAAUGUUAUACCACCAGAAGUGGAUAACGUCAUUACUGAAUUAGUGUUAGGAAACUUAAAAAUAAAACAUAUCCACAGGGAUUUCGUACAAUAUUUUCCAUUUUUAAAAAGUCUGCAUUUAGAAAAGAAUUUUCUGUCUGAAUUAAGUAGUCGCUUUCAUACUGGCACAUUGGAUGAGCUUUAUAUAAAAAAUAACCGAUGGAAUUGUUCAAGAGAUUUAUCAUGGGCCAUUCAUCUAAACAAAAGUAGAGUUUGCCAAGACCUGACAAACAUUACGUGCAAGGAUAAACUUUUUUCCUCAAAAAGCGUUUUAUUAGUUGCUCAAUAUAAAAAGACUAUGAAGGAGAGCUGUACCCAAGGCUGUGAUUGUUCUCUGGAGUAUAUAGCUCCAGAUCCAAUAACCAACAUACAGUAUCCAAUAAUAAUGGUCAAUUGCUCACGCAGAGGUCUAACAGAGUUCCCAAACCAACUACCUCUCAACACAAGAAUACUGCAUUUGGAACACAACAGAAUUAGCAAUAUAAAAUCUCUAAAAACAGAUCCCUCGUUAAAACAACUUUGGGAUCUAUAUUUGGACAAUAACACUAUUGAGAGUAUCUCAUAUUUGGAGGGGUCAUACUGGUUGUCUAACUUCAGGGUGUUUUCGCUGAAGGAUAAUCGAUUGGGCAAGUUACCAUCGUAUGCCUUGGACAACGCAUUAAUGAAGAAUCCAAAUAUGCCAAAAGCAGUACGAUUAUUUCUUAGUGGAAAUCCAUGGAAAUGUGACUGUGUUUUUACACCAGUGUUUCAAGAACUGGUUUUACAAAAAUAUUCUUUUCAAAUUGAUGACUUAAGAGAUGUGAAGUGUUCUUAUAUGAGAAAUGAUGAAAAUUCCUUAAAACCGAUUAUAAAUUUGUCAAGAAGCUCAGUCUGCAUCGUCUCAACGGAUUUCUCUUUACAAGAGGGUCUGGAUCUCCUAAAUGCGGUCCUGGCCAGCCUCAUAAUUUUUAUUUUGGGCAAACUAGCUUAUGACUACUACCAUUUCAAGAAGUCGGGGAAACUUCCAUGGAUAGUAUCCAGAAUGCCUUAGCUGACUAAUAUUUAGUUCUACGUGUUAGUUGUAUUUAUGACCAAUUUUGUAGAUAUUGUAUAUAAAAUUAAUAUAUUUUUAAUUAUA
Messenger RNA from Diabrotica virgifera virgifera (western corn rootworm), 2065 nucleotides. RefSeq names its product protein singed wings 2 (gene swi2). The transcript is spliced from 9 exons. The coding region runs from base 629 to 1978 and encodes 449 amino acids. Gene Ontology annotation, molecular function: protein binding. Lineage: Eukaryota; Metazoa; Arthropoda; Insecta; Coleoptera; Chrysomelidae. The record is from RefSeq and is a predicted model, not a curated record. Gene Ontology annotation, cellular component: plasma membrane.